UUACAAUAUGUAUUGCAGCUCAUGAUCUAGCGCAGAUAAAUCCAAUUCUCUUUUCCGACACGAGCCCAAAGUGUAUCUCUUCUGCUAUCUGGCAGAGUAACGGCUUUCCAGGGCAAAGCUCCGAGCUCACAUUGGUCCACACGUUGAGAGAUCUAUGUUAUCUUAAUAGACUGCCAAGACAUGACUGGGGGAUGGUUUUAACCGAGAUGCAUAAAGUAUUCUGUUGGUUCAUGUUAUGGGUCUGCAUUGAUGCCAAGGGCUUCUAGUUGUUGGACAGUUAAUACUCAUCGAUACAUUAAGUUGUCAUCCUCUUCUCAGAGCUCUUUUGGCUCUAAUCAUCACCAUUUGAUAUAUUUACCUUACAGAAGCGCAGGUUCUCAUUUCUACCCUUAACCAUCACCAACUCACUGUCCUAAUCCUAGGUUAAGAUGAAGUAUCUUCUAGAACAUACUGCGCUCGCCAUCGCCAGUGUGGCCUUCUUUGCCAUCGCUGACACUACCACCGGUGAAUGUGCUCCUUAUACUUGGACAUGGGAAAGCGAAAGAAGAGCGGCACACAUGGUGACCUAUCUCCGCGCCAGCGCGACACCUUACCCGCGCAAACCCUCGGACACGAAACCUGGUGAACUGAACUGCCGCAGUACGGGACGGACCUACGACGAGGCUAGUUCUUGGUCGUGCGAACAGAUUGCCAAUGCCUACUCUAUCUCCAUUGAGCGAUUCUUUGAGUUGAACCCAGAGUUGUCUCCCAAUUGCGAUGGCAUUCAGCCCAACACGGAAUAUUGUGUUCGUGGAUUCAUUGAGCCAGUUAGAUCUCAAGAUGGGCUUUGCGGUCCUAAUCACAAUAACGCGACAUGUAUUGGGACGCUUUUUGGGCAGUGCUGCAAUGCCGAGACGUGGAAGUGCGGCGAAACUAAGGAGGACUGUGCUGCGGGCACCUGCUGGGAAGGUCUCUGCCACGGCCACAAAAUCUACACUACUGAUGGCAAUUGUGGUUAUGAACACAACUUCUCACGAUGUGCGGGCAAAUGGGGUGAUUGCUGCAGCAUCGCGACAGGCAAGUGCGGGACUGGCGAGGACUUCUGCGGCAAAGGCAAGUGUCAGUCGGGCAAUUGCACCGAAGGAACCAAUUCGACUCCUAUCUAGAUCCUGAUCAAAUAAUCUGCGAGCUGAUUUAAGUCUCGCUGUUGGCCGACCCCAGCAUGUAUGAAAUUGCUUUAAAAAGUCAUCUCGGUUAGGCUAGGUUGAUGUAUGGUCGCGGUGCGUCUUACCAACAGUAAUGAUGCCAGACUAGAUGUCCCCAACAACACAUUGCCAAGCCAGUAAAAGAGCCGUUGCCAAGACGAGCUUGGGAGAGUACUAAUAAAAAUGAAUGCAUUCGGAUCACAUGAUGCUCAUGUCUGGUUUAAGGAAGAGGCUUGGCGGGAGGGCGUCUAGGUAGUUUUUAGAAAGAAUUCAACC
Molecule: messenger RNA, 1460 nt
Organism: Xylaria bambusicola
Lineage: Eukaryota; Fungi; Ascomycota; Sordariomycetes; Xylariales; Xylariaceae
Exons: 2
Coding region: 429-1145 (238 amino acids)
Molecular function (GO): chitin binding
Source: RefSeq, a predicted model, not a curated record